UAUGCCCUCAGGAAGGCAGCACUAUGACCUUGAACCUGAACUCGUCCAGCUCUUCCCCCUCUGUAGACCCCAGUAUGUACCUGAACAACAGCUCCCCAGGGUUGAGGGUCUACGCCGACAACGCCAUCCUGGGCCUGGGCUUUGUGCUGGACAACGACUCCAUUACCAGGGACCUCACCAACCUGACCAGCCUGUCCAACGCCUCCCUCCUUGACCCCACGGUGACCUAUGACCCUCUGGGAGGUCACACCAUCUGGCAGGUCAUCCUGAUCGUAUUCCUCACCGGGUCUCUGUCUCUGGUCACCGUCGUAGGAAACAUCCUGGUGCUCAUCUCCUUCAAGGUGAACAAGCAGCUGAAGACGGUGAAUAACUACUAUCUCCUCAGUCUGGCCUUCGCUGACCUCAUCAUCGGGACUCUUUCCAUGAACCUCUACACUACCUACAUUAUCAUGGACCAAUGGGCUUUAGGGAACUGGGCGUGCGACCUGUGGUUGGCUAUCGACUACGUGGCGAGCAACGCCUCCGUCAUGAACCUGCUGGUGAUCAGCUUCGACCGCUACUUCUCCAUAACUCGACCUCUGACUUACCGGGCCAAGAGGACCACCAAGAGAGCUCUGACUAUGAUCAGCAUGGCCUGGUCCGUGUCCUUUGUCCUGUGGGCCCCGGCUAUACUCUUCUGGCAGUAUAUCGUAGGGGAGCGCACUGUGCCUCGUGGAGAAUGCUUUAUCCAGUUUCUCUCAGAGCCUAUUAUCACAUUCUGCACGGCCAUCGCUGCCUUCUACCUGCCGGUCACCAUCAUGACGGUUCUCUACUGGAGGAUCUACAGAGAGACAGAGAACAGGCAGAAGGACCUGGCAGGGUUGAGGGGGUCGGGGGCAGGGAACAAGGCGGGCCAGGGGGGUAGCCAGAAGGAUGAGGAGGAGAAGAAGGAGGAGGCCCAGGAAGAGGAGGCUCCCAUGGUGCCCAAAACAGGAAGCUCCAGGAGCUGCAGCAGUUACGAGCUUAACCAGGCCGGUCAGAAAGACUCUGGAGCCAAGAAGACCAGAGGGUGCUUCCGGUUCUGGCCGCUGAGUAGGUGGUCCAAGAAGAAGACAAUCACAGCGGGAGGAGAGCCGGAACACAGCAGCUCCGAUAGCUGGAACAACAACGAUGGGGGCGGGGCCUCCAUGGACCAAUCAGACUCUGAGGACGAGGAGGGGGCGACGGAGUCAAGCCGAGCUAUCUAUUCCAUCGUGGUCAACCUGCCGGGGAUAAACUCCGCCCCUGGUAACAACCCUAACAAUGACCCCCAGCUGAAAUCUCCUGAGGACCAGGAUGCUACGAAGGACCCUCUCCGGCCACAAAGGGGCGAUAAUAAGGACAAGAAGACAUCCUCUAAUACCAGAAGGGAGAAAGACAAGGAAGACAACAGCUACCACCAACGCUCCUUCUCUAAAACCCCCGUCACUUCCUCGUCUUCCAUCCAGACCUCCACCAAGAGCCACCAAACAGGGGAUGUGUCGUCCACCUCCAAGUCCCCCUCCUCGGCCCCCAUCUCCUUGAAGGAUGCAGCCAUGGCCAAGCGCUUCGCCUCCAAAGCCAAGACCCAGAUCACCAAGCGUAAGAAGCAGAGUGUAGUCAAGGAGAAGAAAGAGAAGAAGGCCGCUCAGACUCUCAGCGCCAUCCUGUUGGCUUUCAUCAUAACCUGGACUCCCUAUAACAUUAUGGUGUUGGUCAACACCUUCUGUACUGGCUGCAUCCCUGAGGCUCUGUGGGCUCUGGGCUAUUGGCUGUGUUACGUCAACAGCACCAUCAACCCCAUGUGUUACGCCAUGUGCAACCUCACCUUCAGGAACACCUUCAAGAUGAUUCUGCUCUGCCGUUGGCAGGACAUCAACAAACGCAACAAGCCUCAGUUCCAGCAGAGGCAGACGGUCGCCUUCCGCAAGAAGGAGCCCUUGUAGGUGUAAUCUACCGGGGCCCUGGGUCAGCUGUAUCGGGCCUCUCUGGGAUGAUUUAUACUAACAGGACAGUUGGCCAGGGAGAUGGACUGUACUUACGAGGCUUUCUCAACGAUGAAGAGAUAAUAUAAUAAUACAAAGACAAAUAGUAACACGACAAAUAAAAUACACAAUUAUUUUCAAUUAACUCUGCAUCUUUUUCAACUAUUUACUUUUUUCCCCCACAACGGACACCAGUUUGGCGCCAAAACAUUGACAACAAAGACAUAUUGACAUAGUAAAAUCAUUAAAAACUGUCAGGACACUUCAUGCUGAAUCCCUCAUAUUUAACAACAAUGGGAUUCACCAACUUGAUGGUUUAUAUUUAGAAUAACGUUUCACAGCUUUGUCCUUCUAUGUUUCAGAUCAUAUAUGUUGCAUGUGAUGAGGCCACACAGAUGACCAGGGAUAUUUAUACACGGAGGGAAGGGGAGAUUUGAUUAGAUUUGAUUUGAUGUUUAGGGCCUCCAACCCAAUGGAAUAUUUGGGACAUAUAAAAGGGCUGUCAAAUGUAUGACAUUAUCUGUGUUUCCAAGCCUGGUUUUAACUGAACUGUUGCUAUACAGUUACAGACCUUCAACAAUCAGACAGAACACGGUUACAGACCUUCAACAAUCAGACAGAACACGGUUACAGACCUUCAACAAUCACACAGAACACGGUUACAGACCUUCAACAAUCAGACAGAACACGGUUACAGACCUUCAACAAUCCUGCAGAACAUGGUUACAGACCUUCAACAAUCCUGCAGAACACGGUUACAGACCUUCAACAAUCCUACAGAACACGGUUACAGACCUUCAAAAAUCCUGCAGAACACGGUUACAGACCUUCAACAAUCCUACAGAACACGGUUACAGACCUUCAACAAUCCUACAGAACACGGUUACAGACCUUCAACAAUCCUGCAGAACACGGUUACAGACCUUCAACAAUCACACAGAACACGGUUACAGACCUUCAACAAUCACACAGAACACGGUUACAGACCUUGAACAAUCAGACAGAACACGGUUACAGACCUUCAACAAUCAGACAGAACACGGUUACAGACCUUCAACAAUCAGACAGAACACGGUUACAGACCUUCAACAAUCCUACAGAACACGGUUACAGACCUUCAUCAAUCCCACAGAACACGGUUACAGACCUUCAACAAUCCUACAGAACACGGUUGCCUUUCCAAUUGGCAGAUAGAUACAAUUAGGUGAAUCAGUGGACAUGUAAAGUUGCAGUACUUUGUAAAGUUGCAGUACUUUGUAAAGCUGCAGUACUUUAUAAAGCUGCAGUACUUUGUAAAGUUGCAGUACUUUGUAAAGCUGCAGUACUUUGUAAAGUUGCAGUACUUUGUAAAGGUGCAGUACUUUGUAAAGGUGCAGUACUUUGUAAAGCUGCAGCACUUUGUAAAGUUGCAGAACUUUGUAAAGCUGCAGUACUUUGCAAAUGUGCAGUACUUCAAUGUAAAGAUGCAGUACUUUGUAAAGUUGCAGUACUUUGUAAAGGUGCAGUACUUUGUAAAGCUGCAGUACUUUGCAAAUGUGCAGUACUUCAAUGUAAAGAUGCAGUACUUUGUUAAACUGCAGUACUUUCAUGUAAAGCUGCAGUACUUUCAUGUACAUUUGCUGUACUUUCAUGUACAUUUGCAGUACUUUAAUGUAAAUCUGCAGUACUUUCAUUCACAUUUGCAGUACUUAAAUAUACAUUUACAGUACUUUCAUGUACAUUUACAGUACUUUCAUGUAAAUCUCCAGUACUGUCAUGUAAAUCUGCAGUACUUUCCAAGUGUCUGUGAGUGGCUUUGCUACUCUACUCUUUUGAUUCCACCCGUUGAGUUCUGGUGAGUAGUGAACUACUUCCUGAGCCAGUAACCUUUUUCAUCCCAUGUUAUUUAAUGUGUUUAAUAUUCUGUGUGGUCGUCGGUGAUGAUUUUAACAACGUGUCGGUGACCAUUGUGGUGGUUGUAAUCGUUGCUCAAAGUGAGACAGUGUUGUUUGACAAAAGGGGGUUGCAAAAACACAGGUCACUUUCUAAGAAUUCUCAGGUUUUUUCCCUCCAAAAAAACAAAUCCUGGUAGGAAGAGUCCUGGAAACAGGAAGGAAUGCUGGAAUCCUCCAAUUGGGAUUUGUGGAAAACCUGGGAAUUAUGGGGGAAAGGUGCUGUAAUUUUGUAUCUCUUGUUGUAAAGCACAGGGCUGGUGUACAAGCUGCUUAUAUGAUCUAAAAUAACUGUGUGAUUAUGAGGUGAUAUUUACAUUGUGACUGUGUGGAUUCUUUAAAUUGAUGUUUAUGUAGAGUAUGAUGCAGUUCUAUGUUUAUAUAAAAUGCUUGUUAUAUAUUUUCUAUAAAAUAAUGUGUCCCCGGCCCAAGAUGUUCACGUGUAAACGACGAGGGACAACAUAAAUUGCAAUAACGUCAAAUGUAUGUUAUUAAAUAUGUUUUACCAUUGAGACAUAUUGACAACAAAAAAAUGGAUAUCCACAGGUCAUUCUGAUGAGUUUUUCCAUACAAGUCAUAUACCAUGAAUAAGAUUAAUGUGCCUAUGACUAUAAUGGUUACUAGCUAUGAAACAAGUAGAUCUGAGGUGAGAUGUGUUGUCUGUGGUUGUCUUUGGUAGGAAGGAGCUCACCGGGGAUCUGCACCUCAAAUGUUAUUAUGCUUGAGUUCCUCUUAUAGACUAAUAGCUCAAAAGUAUUUCAGAUUUCCACAAACAGUACCAGCACUCAAAAUGAAUAUUUCAGGCACCUAUUUCAGUCCAAGUCGAGCACUGAGGUGUUUUUCCUUUCCGACUGUUUCCAGGUGGAGAAUGUCAGUAAUCCAACAGCACCACCUAGUGGUAUAAAUGUAGUAUGACGUGGUACUGAACGGUUGGUUGGCUCAAACUCAGCGUGUCCAGAUGUCUAUCUGUGUAUCGGCUGGGUAUUGUACUUGAAGUGGUACCAUAUUAUUUAAGGAGUAACUGAUGUCGUCCUUAAAUUAGCCUGAAAUCCAGACCUGUUUUUGUGGUACCAUUCCACACCCUGUACUCCGCGUCUAUAUAUCUGGCAUGACACAGAGUGUGACGGAGUGGAAUGAUAAGACUCGUACAGACCGGUAUCCGGGCAACCGACAGACCGGUAUCCGGGCAACCACUUAAUAACAUGGUGCAGGUUUUUUGUCGCUUCGUUGAUGUGGUGCCGGGUGUUUCGGGAGGACACUUUUGUUGACAUGAUGACCUUCAUGGAUUUCACAAUGAGUUGACCAGGACACACAAUGAGUUGACCAGGACACACAAUGAGUUGACCAGGACACACAAUGAGUUGACCAGGACACACAAUGAGUUGACCAGGACACACAAUGAGUUGACCAGGACACACAAUGAGUUGACCAGGACACACAAUGAGUUGACCAGGACACACAAUGAGUUGACCAGGACACACAAUGAGUUGACCAGGACACACAAUGAGUUGACCAGGACACACAAUGAGUUGACCAGGACACACAAUGAGUUGACCAGGACACACAAUGAGUUGACCAGGACACACAAUGAGUUGACCAGGACACACAAUGAGUUGACCAGGACACACAAUGAGUUGACCAGGACACACAAUGAGUUGACCAGGACACACAAUGAGUUGACCAGGACACACAAUGAGGACACACAAUGAGUUGACCAGGACACACAAUGAGUUGACCAGGACACACAAUGAGUUGACCAGGACACACAAUGAGUUGACCAGGACACACAAUGAGUUGACCAGGACACACAAUGAGUUGACCAGGACACACAAUGAGUUGACCAGGACACACAAUGAGUUGACCAGGACACACAAUGAGUUGACCAGGACACACAAUGAGUUGACCAGGACACACAAUGAGUUGACCAGGACACACAAUGAGUUGACCAGGAGGACACACAAUGAGUUGACCAGGACACACAAUGAGUUGACCAGGACACACAAUGAGUUGACCAGGACACACAAUGAGUUGACCAGGACACACAAUGAGUUGACCAGGACACACAAUGAGUUGACCAGGACACACAAUGAGUUGACCAGGACACACAAUGAGUUGACCAGGAUACACAAUGAGUUGACCAGGACACACAAUGAGUUGACCAGGACACACAAUGAGUUGACCAGGACACACAAUGAGUUGACCAGGACACACAAUGAGGACACACAAUGAGGACACACAAUGAGGACACACAAUGAGUUGACCAGGACACACAAUGAGUUGACCAGGACACACAAUGAGUUGACCAGGACACACAAUGAGUUGACCAGGACACACAAUGAGGACACACAAUGAGUUGACCAGGACACACAAUGAGUUGACCAGGAUACACAAUGAGUUGACCAGGACACACAAUGAGUUGACCAGGACACACAAUGAGUUGACCAGGAUACACAAUGAGUUGACCAGGACACACAAUGAGGACACACAAUGAGUUGACCAGGACACACAAUGAGUUGACCAGGACACAAUGAGUUGACCAGGACACACAAUGAGUUGACCAGGACAUACAAUGAGGACACACAAUGAGUUGACCAGGACACACAAUGAGUUGACCAGGACACACAAUGAGGACACACAAUGAGUUGACCAGGACACACAAUGAGUUGACCAGGACACACAAUGAGGACACACAAUGAGUUGACCAGGACACACAAUGAGUUGACCAGGACACACAAUGAGUUGACCAGGACACACAAUGAGGACACACAAUGAGUUGACCAGGACACACAAUGAGUUGACCAGGACACACAAUGAGGACACACAAUGAGUUGACCAGGACACACAAUGAGUUGACCAGGACACACAAUGAGGACACACAAUGAGUUGACCAGGACACACAAUGAGUUGACCAGGACACACAAUGAGUUGACCAGGACACACAAUGAGUUGACCAGGACACACAAUGAGUUGACCAGGACACACAAUGAGUUGACCAGGACACACGAUGUUGGAUAAAAAAAAUUCCAAGACGUUUUAAGGAGUGUUCUAGUUUCAAAUACACCUUUUUGACACAAGUAUUAUACAAGAUGUUUGGUUUUAUCAUUAUGGACAUUUAGAUGUUUGGUUUUAUCAUUAUGGACAUUUAGAUGUUUGGUUGUUCAACACAUGUGAUCAGAUCAAUAGAAGUAAUUUUCUAAGUGUUUUAUAAAUCCACGUUUUUGUGUUAUUUAAAUGUUUUAUAAUGAUAUGAUUGACUUAUGUUACUGAGCCAUAUAAUCUUAUGCUUGUCAUAUUUUAUAAGAGAUGUUUGUUAGUUACUUCCACCUUGAUGGACACAAACGGCGUGUUCAGCUAUGAGAAUAGGAUGAGUUUUUGUAUUUGUUUUGUUCCCAGUUAAAGCACUUCUGAAGAACACUCGUUUUAAUGACAAAUCAUUUGAAGGAUUUUUUUUUAUUUUAAUUUUUAUAAACAUGUCAUUUUAUAGGGGAAUAAAGUUUCUUACUGUG
Oncorhynchus gorbuscha (pink salmon) is the source of this 7419-nucleotide messenger RNA. RefSeq names its product muscarinic acetylcholine receptor M3-like. Bases 24 to 1943 code for a protein of 639 amino acids. Gene Ontology annotation, molecular function: G protein-coupled acetylcholine receptor activity. The record is from RefSeq and is a predicted model, not a curated record. Lineage: Eukaryota; Metazoa; Chordata; Actinopteri; Salmoniformes; Salmonidae. Gene Ontology annotation, biological process: saliva secretion; positive regulation of smooth muscle contraction; adenylate cyclase-activating adrenergic receptor signaling pathway. The transcript is spliced from 4 exons. Gene Ontology annotation, cellular component: plasma membrane.